GGCGGCGCUGCCGCUGGGCAUGGUGCUGGUGCAGGUGUUCACGGUGGCGAUGCUGCUCCUCUCCAAGCUGGCCCUCAACACCGGCAUGCGACCCUUCGUCCUCAUCGUCUACCGCAACCUCAUCGCCGCCGCCGCCGUCGCGCCCCUCGCGCUCAUCUUCGAGAGGGAAAUGUGGAAAAAACUGAACUUGGUUGUGGGGGGCUGGAUUCUCCUAAAUGCUACAUUCGGAGUCGUCCUGGCAAUGGGGUUGUACUACUACGGGCUGCAGGCCACCAGCGCCACGUACUCUGCAAACUUCCUGAACCUGAUCCCCAUUGUCACCUUCGUCAUCGCUGUCGUGCUCCGGUCAGAGAAGCUAGCGCUGGGAAAGUGGCCUGGCAAGAUGAAGCUCCUGGGCGCGCUGCUGUGUGUGGGCGGGACGAUGGUUGUGAGCCUCAUUAAAGGCCGGCUGCUGCACCUGUGGCCUGCCCACCUGCUGAAAUACUCGCAUACCCAGCCACCGGUGAGCGCCACCGGCGUUCACCGCAUGGUCGCCGGCACACUCUUCUUGUGCGGCAGCUGCCUCAGCUACGCCCUGUGGUUCAUCGUGCAGGUUAGGCUUGCGAAGGUGUUUCCAUCAAGGUACUGGGCGACGAUGCUGACGUGCCUGCUGGGAAGCCUACAAUCCUUUGUGAUUGGCAUCUUGCUGAGCCACGACAGGGAUGAGUGGAAGCUCAACUGGGACCUGCAGCUUCUGACAGUCGUCUACUCGGGGGUGUUCAACACGGGCAUCACCUUCGUUCUCAUCUCGUGGGUGAUAAGUCGCCGGGGGCCGAUCUACCCUCCGAUGUUCAACUCGCUGUCGCUGAUCAUCACCACGAUCAUGGACUCUGUGCUGCUCGGCACCAACAUCUACUUGGGGAGCGUGCUGGGGACGCUGCUCGUCAUCGUGGGGCUGUACGCGUUCCUGUGGGGCAAAGGCAAGGAGCUGCAGCUCGCCGCAGCGGCGAAGAAGCAGGAGGCGCAGCAGCGACGACAGGGUGGAGACGAGAUGGCCUAGCAAUGUAGCCUGAUCUGAUACAAGAGAUUAGUUGCAGGCGAGCUAGCUAUAUAUUUGUAGGAUCGAUCGCUGGAUGAGGAUCCAAGAGACGGACAUCUUCGGAUGUAACGUGA
This is a messenger RNA of Phragmites australis (common reed), 1152 nucleotides long. Its product is annotated as WAT1-related protein At5g64700-like. The transcript is spliced from 6 exons. The coding region runs from base 20 to 1039 and encodes 339 amino acids. The record is from RefSeq and is a predicted model, not a curated record. Gene Ontology annotation, cellular component: plasma membrane. Lineage: Eukaryota; Viridiplantae; Streptophyta; Magnoliopsida; Poales; Poaceae. Gene Ontology annotation, molecular function: transmembrane transporter activity.